Abrus precatorius (Indian licorice) is the source of this 1655-nucleotide messenger RNA. Its product is annotated as protein CHUP1, chloroplastic. Gene Ontology annotation, biological process: chloroplast organization. Gene Ontology annotation, cellular component: chloroplast outer membrane. NCBI's taxonomy places the organism in Eukaryota, Viridiplantae, Streptophyta, Magnoliopsida, Fabales, Fabaceae. The transcript is spliced from 2 exons. The record is from RefSeq and is a predicted model, not a curated record.
AAGGAUCAAAUUAAGAUUUUGGGUGUCCUUCAUUGGCUUUUGAUCAAAAGAAAAGUCUAACCAACCAAAUAGCUGAAAGUUGUCUUUUUUUUUCUUCUUGAAGAUGGAAAACGCACCAUCAAAGUCUCAAGUCCUAAAGCCAGUGAUCCUCAAAGCUGGUGUUCCUUUGGCAGUGUCUUUUGCUGGUUUCAUCUAUGCUUGGAUCAUGGCUAAGAAAAGCAUCUCUAAACCCACUUCUUUAUCAUCAUCAAAUGAAGCAAAUUCUCAUCAAGAGCCUCAACAUGAAGAAAGUUGUCAUAGCCUCUCUUAUAUGGAAGAUGAAGAAGAACAUAGUACCUCUGUGGAUGCAAGUGUAGUUGCUGAGAGCUCAGUGAUCCAUGAUACCCCAUGUUUUGAAGAAGAGAUUAAAGGCUUAAGAAGCAGAAUUGAAGGCAUGCAAAUGAGGGAAUUGGCCUUACGUUUGCAGUUUGAUCAUUAUUGUGAUAUGAAAGAGCAAGAAUCUCUUCUUGGAGAGAUCAAAAACAUGUUGUCACUUGAGACUGCUCGUGUUGACUUCUUGGAUAGAGAGAUUUCAUCCAUGGAGACAGAGAAUAAGAGAUUGGAAAGUUUUUCAGUUCAAUAUCUUAGAGUUAUUGAACAGAUUGAGAAUUGGAAAUCUGAGAAUAGAAUGCUUCGGAGGAAGUUUCAGAAGCUGCUGAGGAAAUCUAAGGCACAAACCCGCCUUGCAAAGGAGCAGGCUUUGAAGAUCAAAGUGGAAGAAGAAGAAAUUUUGAGAAGCCAUGAUGCCUUGGAAACAAAAGUUAAUGUCAUAGGUAAACUAGAGGAUAAAAUGAAAGAGCUGCAAAGGGUGUUGGAUCAAUUGCAGGAUGAGAAGAAUGAACUUCUGAAGAAGCUUGAUACAGCAGAAAAAUCAUAUGCUUCUAAGGUAAGCAAAAGUUGAAUGGCAUCCUAAUCAUUACAAUACAAUGUUCCCCAUUUGCAGAUUGAAGCUGGAGAUGUAAGUAGGGAAGAGUACAAACAGCUUUUGGAUGAAUUGGAGCAGAUCAAGAAGGAAAGAGCAGAUGAAGCUAAAGAACUCAUUUACUUGAGGUGGACCAAUGCUUGUUUAAGGCACGAUCUAAUGAGGAACCAUGAACAACAACAGAUUCAGGAUAAAAAUCAUAUAGAGUUGGAAUUUGGAGGAAGCGAUGACGUUAUCCAUUAUGACUCAGAGCAUGAGUUACACAAUUCCCUUUUGGAGCAUCACAGUGAUCCUUCGUUUGAUGAGCAUCCUAGUGCUCAUGAUCAUAGUGACAGUGCUUGUUCAAAAAGAAAAAAGUUUCUUGAAAGACUAAAGAGAUGGGUGGAAGGCAGUGAAAAGGCAAGGAUUAGGCCUUCUCUUUCCAAAGGGGCAGAGGAACAUCUAGUUCCUAGGAGGAGGUCAUGCUCUAGUGCUUAUUGAUUGCUACUUGCAAACACAAAAGUUUGAGGUUGGCAUAGAAGCAGUGAUAAUGUGAUACAGCAAUAAAAUAAGGGUCUUACUAAUUGGCUACCUCUUCCUCCAUGAGAAGACAAUGUUGUUAUAUAAUACAUGGGCAUCACUAACGCAGUUACCUGAAAAAAGAAAUAUAGUUCCACCACAAUCUGAUCUUCUAUGAACUUGUGCACUAUAGAUC